GCAAAACCCCAUCCCCAUCCAUCUAUUUCGUUCCGGAGCGUUCGCAGCCGCCGCCGCAGGGGAAGGAGAAGGUUCGGUUCGAGGGAAAGCGGAGGAGGAUGGGCGAGUUCGACGACUACUGGGCGCGGGCGUACAGGGGCGACUCCGGGGUCCCGCACUCCGACCCGCAGCGGCUCGUCUCCACCUGGACCGGCGCCUUCGCCCUCGGCGCCGCCGCCUGCGUCCACCACCACGCCUCCGCGCUCGCCUCCAACAUCAAGUCCCUCCCCGCCACUUGGCAAAACAUGACAAUGAUGCUUGAUCAAAAGCGCUGGAAGAAAGUUCUUGAGAAGAAGCAACAACAAGCUUAAGCUCAUGCUCAUUGUACUUCCCAGCUUCUCGGCCAGUUGGAUGAGCUUGUCUCAAGUCAUCAAUUGUGGUGCAGAAAGUUUCAGAGCGACCAACUUUGGUUUUCCUGCCUAGUGUUAGAACUUCCUGUCAAAACGAAUGUAUUGUGUUAAACUGCGCCCCCCCCCCCCCCCCCCCCCCCCCCCCAUUGUGGUGUUUACUCCAGCUCAAAUCCUCAAGUGGCGUGCAGAAUGAUUUGCCUAUCCUUCAAAUCUUUGUGAUCUUUUGACCAUGCGACAUGUCAUCUAUAUCUGCUGCGUUGGUUAUAUUUCCAUGCUA
Molecule: messenger RNA, 666 nt
Organism: Setaria italica (foxtail millet)
Lineage: Eukaryota; Viridiplantae; Streptophyta; Magnoliopsida; Poales; Poaceae
Exons: 3
Coding region: 99-350 (83 amino acids)
Source: RefSeq, a predicted model, not a curated record